GGCCUAGGGCGGUGCGGGCGGCGGGCGCCAUGGACGACGAGGAGGAGACGUACCGGCUGUGGAAGAUCCGUAAGACCAUCAUGCAGCUCUGCCACGACCGGGGCUACCUGGUGACCCAGGACGAGCUGGACCAGACGCUGGAGGAGUUCAAGGCGCAGUUCGGUGACAAGCCCAGCGAGGGCCGGCCCCGGCGCACGGACCUGACGGUGCUGGUGGCUCACAACGACGAUCCCACCGACCAGAUGUUCGUCUUCUUCCCGGAGGAGCCCAAGGUUGGAAUAAAGACGAUCAAGAUGUACUGCCAGAGGAUGCAGGAGGAGAACAUCACCCGAGCGCUGAUCGUGGUACAGCAGGGCAUGACCCCUUCGGCAAAGCAGUCCCUGGUAGAUAUGGCUCCCAAAUACAUCCUGGAGCAGUUCCUGCAGCAAGAGCUUCUGAUCAACAUCACAGAGCACGAGCUGGUCCCGGAGCACGUCGUCAUGACAAAGGAAGAAGUAACGGAGCUGCUGGCCAGAUAUAAGCUGAGAGAGAACCAGCUCCCGAGGAUACAGGCCGGGGAUCCUGUGGCCCGGUACUUCGGAAUAAAGCGUGGUCAGGUAGUGAAGAUCAUAAGACCGAGUGAGACUGCGGGCCGCUACAUCACCUACAGACUGGUGCAGUAAUCUGGAGCUGUCGGGUGUGGGAGAGUUGUGUGACGCCUCCCGAUCCGCCGGCAGUUUACAGACGCUCCGAGAUGUCUGCCUUUUCACAGAUGGCCAAGAAAAUUCUCCUUCCGUGUUGCCUCUAUGCAGUUGUGUUACUUGGCCUAAUUCCUUGUUUUCCAGCAUGGACUUUGCUGUAACUCCUUAGUCUUCAUUAAGGACUCAAGCCAUGGAAGUGACCUGAAGCAACAGAAGCGUGCAGGGAGGAAGCGAGUGGAAAAAGGCCUUUGCUUUCCUAUUUUAUUUUAUAGGAUCUUAUUUUUAAUAAAGAUUUGUACUCUC
Gymnogyps californianus (California condor) is the source of this 983-nucleotide messenger RNA. It is a transcript of the gene POLR2E, whose product is annotated as RNA polymerase II, I and III subunit E. Bases 30 to 662 code for a protein of 210 amino acids. Gene Ontology annotation, biological process: DNA-templated transcription. Gene Ontology annotation, cellular component: RNA polymerase III complex; RNA polymerase II, core complex; RNA polymerase I complex. The record is from RefSeq and is a predicted model, not a curated record. NCBI's taxonomy places the organism in Eukaryota, Metazoa, Chordata, Aves, Accipitriformes, Cathartidae. The transcript has 8 exons. Gene Ontology annotation, molecular function: DNA binding; DNA-directed RNA polymerase activity.